AUGAAACAGUUGGCUAGAGCUUAUUUUUGGUUCCCAAAAAUUGAUCAGUUUAUUGAAAAUUUUGUAAAUAAAUGUAUACCUUGCCAACUCACAAGACCUUCAGCUCCAAAAGUAAAAUCAAAUUUUUGGCCUUUAACUGGCAAGCCUUUUGAAAGAAUACACAUAGACUUUGCGGAAUUUGAGGGUAAAAAUCUUUUAAUUGUUAAAGAUUCCUAUUCGAAAUGGAUCGACGUAUCUGUAGUAAAUAGCAUUGAUUCAAAGUCGAUAAUAACUCAAUUGCGAAAAUUAUUUGCUUGCUUUGGCUUACCAAGUGAUGUAGUAUCUGAUAAUGCUCAGCAAUUUAAAUCUGACUUAAUUUUAAAGUUUUUUAAAUCCAACGGGAUUAAUCCAGUAAAUUCUCCACCAUAUCAUCCAAAUUCUAAUGGUGCAGCGGAAAAUUCAGUAUCUAUUGUUAAAAACAUGUUGAAAAGACAAACAUUUUCUGAUCGUAAAUAUGAUAAUUUUCAACAUAGAUUAGAUUCGGCACUUUUUGCUUAUAGAAAUACUCCUUAA
Molecule: messenger RNA, 552 nt
Organism: Uloborus diversus
Lineage: Eukaryota; Metazoa; Arthropoda; Arachnida; Araneae; Uloboridae
Exons: 1
Coding region: 1-552 (183 amino acids)
Biological process (GO): DNA integration
Molecular function (GO): nucleic acid binding
Source: RefSeq, a predicted model, not a curated record